AUGCUCUCCUCUGACAUUGAUAUCUCCAAGUCUGAAUUUGAAUCGAAGACUUUCAAGUACGAACCCGAAAAUUCGAUGCCUGCUGUCAGUGUCACUGGUAUCCGCACGAGUAAACCUACCACCACCAGCCGUAGCCGGGGCGCGUUGUCAAUGCUUUCGAGGAUACGAAACGCACUCCGUGAGCCGAUGGCAGAGUUCCUUGCAGUCGCCAUAUUCGUAAUUUUCGGAGCGGGCGCGGACGCGCAGGUCGGGGUGUCGGCUGAUACCAGGGUCGUAGCUUCUAGGAAAGGGGAAUAUAUAUCGACGAAUUUUGGAUGGGGGAUCGGGCUGGCGAUGGCUGUUUGGAUCAGCGGCGGGAUCUCAGGCGGGCAUGUUAACCCAUCGAUUACUCUAGCUCUAGCAGCCAGACGCAGAUUCCCAUGGCGUAAAGUUCCAAUGUACAUCCUCGCGCAGACUAUGGGCGCGCUCGUGGGCGCAGCACUGGUGUACGCGCAGUACGCGCGCGCGAUUGAUAUUGUUGAGGGCGGGCGCGGUGUGAGAACGUUAGCGACCGCUGGAUUUUUCUCGAGUUUCGCGCUAGACUACAUGUCAUCCGCAUCAUGCUUCUUCUCCGAGUUUCUCGGUACAGCCGUGUUAGCGUUCACAAUCAUAGCUACGACAGACAAAAAGAACAGCGCCGCGCCCCCGCGCGGUCUUCUCCCCCUCGUGCUCUUUCUCACGCUACUUGGGCUUGGGGCGGCGUUGGGUAUGCAGACAGGGUCCAUCCUUGGCGCACAGGCCGCAGCCGCUUUGUACGACAUCACUUUGCAGGAGUGGGAGUACGACUUGAGCGGCGGAGAUGGGGUAGGGAGGUAUGCAUCUGGACCGGGGGCGUCGUUGCCAGCGCCAGUGUCAGCUGCUGUGAUAGUAGCAAGAGGAUUGCGACGGACUGUCACCAAUAAGAGUCAUCCGGCGACCAAGUUCAUUUCUGUCGUUCGCGGGACAGCAGAUUCGAUUCGAGGUGGACUGGAAGUUAUGACACUGGAAGCGGUGGUGGAGCAAUUGAAGAGGAGGACAUAG
This is a messenger RNA of Psilocybe cubensis, 1059 nucleotides long. RefSeq lists its product as uncharacterized. Gene Ontology annotation, cellular component: plasma membrane. The transcript has 10 exons. Gene Ontology annotation, biological process: glycerol transmembrane transport; water transport. The coding region runs from base 1 to 1059 and encodes 352 amino acids. NCBI's taxonomy places the organism in Eukaryota, Fungi, Basidiomycota, Agaricomycetes, Agaricales, Agrocybaceae. Gene Ontology annotation, molecular function: glycerol channel activity; water channel activity. The record is from RefSeq and is a predicted model, not a curated record.